Molecule: messenger RNA, 885 nt
Organism: Trypanosoma brucei brucei TREU927
Lineage: Eukaryota; Euglenozoa; Kinetoplastea; Trypanosomatida; Trypanosomatidae
Product: NADH-cytochrome b5 reductase, putative
Exons: 1
Coding region: 1-885 (294 amino acids)
Molecular function (GO): cytochrome-b5 reductase activity, acting on NAD(P)H
Source: RefSeq, a predicted model, not a curated record
AUGGUGCGACUCGCCUUAUCUUUCGCUGCAUCCCUCACUGCAGGUGUCUUUUAUGCCGCACGUCCCUCUAAUGGAAUAGCAGUGGAUUGCGCAACGAAGCAGCCAUCAAGUUUCAGUCCGGAUAAAUUCUCCGCUUUUAAACUCAUAUCAGCGCAAUAUGAAUCACCUGACACGCGCCGUCUUUGCUUUGGAUUGGAAACAGCAGAAACGCCUUUUCAUAUGCCACCUGGCGCGUGCAUCAUUGCGCGAAUUAAGGAUAAUAGUGGAAGUGAAAUAACGUACCCUUUUGUACCCAUUACACCAAAUAACACAAAGGGACGCUUCGAAAUUUUGGUCAAGAAGAGGCUGAAGGAUAAGAUGAGUGGCGAACUCUUUCAACUACGGCCCGGGGAGGAGUUACAUGUGAAGGGUCCAUUUGUGAAAAUUCUUUACAAACCAAACAUGUGGAAAAGUGUAGGCAUGCUGGCAAGCGGCACAGGUAUAGCACCCAUGUAUAGAAUGUUACGAGAGAUUUUAGAUAACCCAAAAGAUAACACACACGUGUCUCUCGUGUAUGCUAAUGAAAAGCGGGGUGACAUUCUUUUGGCGAAUGAACUAUCGAACCUGCAGGCGACGUUCAACAACUUCAACAUGUAUCUUGCAUUACAAGAGGUACCACAUCGUUGGUUGGGCGGUAUCGGGGAAAUUAAUGAAGAAAUGAUUCGUGCCUUUAUGCCGAAACCUGGGGAGCGUUACACGAAAAUCCUCGUGGCGGGACCUCCAGAACUAAUAAAGGAAAUAGCUGGUGAAAAGAUUUUCAAUGAGGGAAUGGCUCCCGAGCAGGGACCACUGAAAGGGCUUUUAAAGGACAUGGGCUACGCGGAGUCGCAGGUGUUUAAAUACUGA